CUACCAAACUUUACUAGAGAACAAGACAACAAAUUGAUAAAACUUAUUUGGUUUAUUUAUUUAGAAUAAGAAAAUAAAGUCUGCAAUAUGGGUGAUACUAAAGCCAAUCCCUUUGAUAUGGACAGCUCCACUUUCGACGCAGAAAAGUAUUUGGAAAGGUUGCUAAAGGACUGUUCCCUAAAGCAAAUAAUGGAUACUGAGGCGGCGGUUGUGAAAGACACCCAAACUCUGCACUCCGACAUGCAGACUUUAGUCUACGAGAAUUACAAUAAGUUCAUCUCCGCCACGGAUACAAUUCGCCGAAUGAAAGAUGACUUUAAGCAGAUGGAAACAGACGUUAAUUUGCUGAUGACUAAGAUGCAGUCUAUAACCACUUUUAGUGAGCAAAUCACCGGAACCCUGCAGGGCACCAGAUCUCAACUAUGUCGCUUGUCCGAAAAGCAUUCACUGCUCAAGCGGCUGCAGUUCCUCUCAACCCUUCCAGCCAAACUAAAAUCCCUGAUUGAAGAGCAAAACUACUCCCAAGCUGUGCAGGAUUACCUGCAUGCCCAGAAAGUGUUCGCCCAAUACGGCCGUCAGCCAUCGUUUGACGGAAUUCAACGAGAUUGCGAUGCCAUUAUGGCGGACCUAAAAGAACAAUUAAGGAAGGACUUUCAAAGGGCAGGAAAUACGGCCCAGUCGUUAACAGAGAUUGGAGAGCUCCUCCUGCAACUGGACGAGAAGACCUCGGAUCUAGCCAGUGAGAUGCUCACUUGUGCGGGAAAGCGACUUCACGAGCAGAUAGUUAUGCUGCAAGAUCAAACAGAGCGGGAUAUGCUGGAGUUCGUGGACAUGGGCAUCGAUGGAUUCCUCAACGAUUUGGCACUCGUGGUGACCUCCUACUUUGACAUGUUUGUGGCCAAGCACUACGAGCAGGAGCGUGACGACUUCCAGGAGAAUGCCCUCCAGGAGCUGAAUGUCUUCCUUAAUCAAAACAUCGAUAAGUAUCUAACACUUGUCCAGGAUCGCGUGGAAUCAGACAUUGGCUAUGGAGACACCCAAGUGAUGCUACGUGCUCUAGAUCGCCUGCAUCGACGCCUGCAAGCAAUGCGAAAUAUCUGCCGCGGUUUGGAAGUGCAACGCAACACAGUAUCCAUUAUAAUAUCCGCUGCCCACCAACUCUGCGAUGCGCAUGCAAAAAACCUCAAGGAUCACUUUGCUGAUAGCUUGAGUGCUGUUCGCUUAUCCCUGGUGUCCGCCAAAAGCGAUGCAGCUGCUGGUCUCAAUCUCAAUGACCUGAUCAGCAACCUGUACGUCGCCAUGGUGGAGAAGAUCAAGGGCGUGCUACAGGACUUGCUUAUAUUCUUGCGCACCGACUGGUCAUUUAACAUCAAGGCGGAGCACAAGGGCGCCUUGUGCGUGGAGGGAAUAAGAGAGAACCUGCUUAUUGGCUUCCUGCGUCAUAUCGCCAAAGUGAUGUGCGGUUUUGGAGAUGCCUCCAGCUCCAGUCCACCGAAUCUUCUACUAGUGCUUUCUAAAACGUGUCUGGAACUGGAACAGCAGGGCGUUCACAUACUGAUUGCAUUGGUGGAUGAUCUAUACGAAAUCGAUUCGGAGAACAGCGCCACACUUACCCACGAAACGGAGAUCUGUGCGGAGAUGCGGGAAACGGCUCAGGCACUACUUGACUCUUAUGUACGCCUUCAAGGUAACAAUAUCUCACAAAUGCUUCGCAAAAGCGUGGAGACACGGGACUGGCUCAACUGCCUGGAACCACGAUCCGUGCGAGCUGUAAUGAAACGUGUGGUGGAGGAACUGAGCAGCAUUGAAACUGUGGUCGCCAGUCUCUACGAGGCAAACCCAAAUACAACGUCAGGAUUCCGCACAACGGCCAGCAGCGAUUCCAGCCGUAAAACAUACUUCAGCAACUUUGCAUCAACCUCCAAGCCACAAUACCGAUCCAAUUGGUCUAACUACACGCCUUCGCAACUGGAAUCCAGCUACGUGUCAAACAUACAUCGCUUGUUCUCGGAGCGAGUUGAGAUCUUUACUUCGGUGGAGUUCACUAAGGCCUCUAUUGUGAUGGGCAUUAUUAAAAUUGGUCUAAAGACCCUUCUUGAGUGCGUGAGGUUAAGAACUUUCAGCAAAUACGGACUGCAGCAGAUCCAAGUGGAUGCGCACUAUCUGCAAAUGAAUCUCUGGCGGUUUGUUAGCGAUGAAAACCUGGUCAACUUCCUGCUGGACGAGAUCCUUGGCUCAGCUGUGCAACGCUGCUUGGAGUCCGUUUUAAUGGAGCCCAAUGCUGUGGAAAUUAUUUGUGAACGGGGUUAGUAUUGGUUUCCAAAAAUUUUAACAACAUUCCACUUAAAAUCUCCGUCUAUUUUGUUAAACGCUGCUAGCCUAAGGAUCUUAAAAUAAACGUCUCUGUUUCUUAAUAGAAAAA
Messenger RNA from Drosophila ficusphila, 2422 nucleotides. RefSeq names its product vacuolar protein sorting-associated protein 51 homolog (gene Vps51). The coding region runs from base 88 to 2310 and encodes 740 amino acids. Lineage: Eukaryota; Metazoa; Arthropoda; Insecta; Diptera; Drosophilidae. The transcript is spliced from 6 exons. Gene Ontology annotation, cellular component: membrane; EARP complex; GARP complex. The record is from RefSeq and is a predicted model, not a curated record. Gene Ontology annotation, biological process: retrograde transport, endosome to Golgi; Golgi organization; Golgi vesicle transport.